AGUUACCAGGCAACGCGAAGGAGUUGGUGCAAGAUGGCGACCUCACGACUGACGCUGUGUUAAUAUCGCACUUUAACAACACUAUUGCCUUAACAGCAUAAAUUUAUAAACUGUUUCCACGAUUUUUAAGUACCUCCGAAGCACAAAGCUUACACGCAAAGAUGGAGGACGAAGAGACAGUGCUGGCAUUGAUCCGGCACUACUGCUAUGAGAAAUAUUUCCAUCAUGCUGUAAAUCUUGCAACAGCUGCACAGAGGAAAUUCAGCAAUGAUCCUAUCUAUACUUUUCUACAUGCAUAUGGUGUCCUAAUGCAAGAUCAAAUUCAUAACGCCACAGUAGAGUUGGACUCAAUAAGAGACAGUCGUGAUGUGUCUCUUUGCACUUUAAUGGCCCUUGUCUAUGCUGAAAAGAAAAAGACAAACCCAGACCGAGAAAUCAUUCAAGAACUUGAUGCAAAGGUCAAAGAAGAUCGUAAAAGUGCCUCUCCAAAGAGUCUUUAUUAUGCUGGAAUGUUUUUGUGGCUGUUAGGAAGAAACGAUAAAGCAAGGGAGUACAUAGAGAGAAUGAUCAAACUCUCCAAUGGCUCUAGAGAGGGGAUCAUCCUAAAAGCCUGGAUAGAUGUGACAUCUGGUAAAGAUGCAUAUGCAAGAAAGGCUGGAAAAUACUUUGAUGAGGGACUGAAAGAGAGACCAGAUGUGUUUGGGCUGAUGGGAAAGGCACAAUACUAUGAAUAUCGUCAGAACUAUUCUGGAGCAUUAGAGAUGGUUAACCAAGUCAUCGUUAGUUUCCCUGCAUUCUUGCCUGCCCUGGUCAAGAAGAUGAAGCUGUUGCUGAGCCUUCAAGACUGGGAGCAAACUGUAGAUGCAGCACACAGGCUUUUACAGAAGGAUAAAAAUAACCUGGAGGCUCUAAGGAUGCUAGCUUUGCAUUCUUUGUGCAGAGAUGGUGAUAUUACUGAGUCUGUAAAGCAUCUGUCAAACCUCAUCAGCAGUUUGGACAUUGUGGAACCACGUAACCCAGAGCUUUUGUACAGGAUGUCUCUGGCCUUUACCCGUGUUUGUGGACGGAAUGAAAAAGUGAUUGAGCAGACAUUCAGAAUGGUGGAAAAGGCCCUUUCUGUGGCAUCAGGGGACUCAGAAUUAGCCACAGAGAUGGGUUACCAGAUGGUACUUCAGGGCAAAAUCAAGGAAGCCACAAAGUGGUACAAGACUGCCAUGACUUUGGAUGAGACUAGUGUUGCUGCUUUGACUGGUAUAAUUCGUUGCCAGCUGAUAGAGGGCCAGCUUGAAGAUGCAGAACAACAGUUAGAGUUUCUUACAGAGAUUCAACAGUCCAUUGGGAAAUCUGGGGAGUUAAUGUACCUGCGAGCUGUUCUGGCAGUGAAAAAGCAUCGACCUCAAGAAGAGGUGACCAACCUGCUAAAUGAUGCAGUUGACACUCACUUCUCCACUCUACAAGGUCUGCCUCUGGGUGUGGAAUACUUUGAGAAGCUCAACCCUGACUUCCUUUUGGAGAUUGUUAAAGUGUAUCUUGCACUGUGUCCUGCUAAGCCUCCAGCUCAGGGUCAGCCUCCUGCCCCUCAGCUGCAGCAUUGUGCCACAUUAUUGGAUACUGUGGUCAAGAUUGUACCAGGUCUCCUUCAAGGGGUUUUUCUGUUGGCCAAAGUCAGAUAUCAGUCUGGUGAUAUUGAAGCAGGUCAGAGCAGCCUACAUCAUUGUCUGGAACAGUGUCCUUCUCAUGCAGAUGCUCAUCUGCUGAUGGCUCAGAUCCAUUUGGUGCAGGGUAACUUCACAUUGUGUUCCCAGUCUCUUGAACUCUGCCUAAGCCAUAACUUUGAGAUCAGAGAACAUCCUUUGUAUCAUCUGAUCAAGGCUCAGGCAAAGAAGAAAAUGGGUGAGUUAACGGAGGCUAUUCAAACGUUACAAAUGGCCAUGAGUCUUCCAGGUGUCCGCAGAGCUGGAUCCUCAUCCAAGUCCAAGAAUAAGAAAACUGAGCUGAGUCCUGCUGACUGUGUCUCUGUCUUCUUGGAGUUAGCUGAAGCCCUGUGGCUUAAUGGUGAACAGCAUGAAGCAGCCAAAGUGAUGCAGGAUGCAAUCAUCGAGUUCUCGGGCACCCCUGAGGAACUACGUGUUACUAUUGCCAAUGCAGACCUGGCCCUGCUGCGUGGUGACACUGAGCUGGCACUGAGUAUGCUCCGAAACAUUACCCCAGAGCAGCCCUACUACAUCCAGGCCAAGGAGAAAAUGGCAGACAUAUAUCUAAACCACAGAAAAGAGAAGAGUCUUUAUGCAAGCUGUUACAGAGAAAUUGUGGAGAAAUUGCCCAGUCCUCACACAUACCUCUUACUUGGUGAUGCUUACAUGAAUAUUCAAGAACCAGAGAAGGCCAUUGAGAUUUAUGAACAAGCUCUGAAGAAAAACCCCAAAGAUGGUGCUUUAGCCAGUAAAAUUGGGAAAGCGCUGGUCAAGACUCACAACUACGUCAAGGCAAUAAAUUACUAUGAGGCUGCCCUGAAGACUGAGCAACAGAACUUCCUGCGCUAUGACCUGGCCGAGCUGCUGCUGAAGAUGAAGCAAUAUGAGCGCUGUGAGAAAGUCCUGAAUGAUGCACUGAGCCAUGACCCAGUGAAUGAACUACCAGGACUCUCAGAUGAUUGCAGAUAUCUGGUCUUGCUGGCUAAGGUUCAGAAUAAAGUUGACAAAAAUGAGGAAGCUUUACUUUCCCUACAAAAAGCCCGGGAUGUUCAGGCCAAGGUGCUGAAGCGAGUGCAGUUGGAGCAGCCUGACGCCAUCCCCAUGCAGAAGCAGCUUGCUGCAGAGAUCUGCGCUGAAAUCGCUAAAUACUACACAAGUCAGAGGGGCUAUGAGAGAGCAGUCAAAUUCUACAAAGAAGCUCUUGUGUAUUGUGAGACAGAUCGCAAGGUGAUGCUGGAGUUGGCUCGGUUAUACCUUACUCUGGACGAGGUCGAUGCCUGCCAGGAGCAGUGCAGUGUCAUUUUAAAGAAUGACCAGUUUAAUGAAGAUGCAACUCUGAUGAUGGCUGAUUUAAUGUUCAGGAAGCAAGACUAUGAAAAAGCAGUUUUCCACUUUCAACAACUUCUGGAGCGAAAACCAGGUUCAGCAGAGAAAUACAAUUACCUCACACUGUCACGUCUCAUUGACCUGUUGAGAAGAGCUGGGAAAUUGGAGGAGAUUCCACGUUUUCUUGAUAUGGCAGAAAAACAUUCUUCCAGGACUAAGUUUGACCCUGGGUUUAACUACUGCAAAGGCCUUUACCUUUGGUACACAGGAGAACCUAAUGAUGCUCUGCGACACUUUAACAAGGCACGGAAGGACAAUGAUUGGGGUCAAAACGCUGUGUAUAACAUGAUUGAAAUCUAUUUAAACCCAGACAAUGACACUAUGGGGGGAGAAGUGUUUGAGAAUUUAGAGGGUGAACUUGGGAACUCCACAGAGAAGCAGGAGUCAGAGCAGCUUGCUGUGAGAACAGCUGAGAAGCUGCUGAAGGAGUUAAAGCCUCAAACACCAGGCGGACAUUUACAGCUCCGCAUCCUGGAGAACUACUGUCUACUGGCGACUAAACAAAAGGCCAAUGUGGAGAAAGCACUUAAUGUUUUCACAGAGAUUGCAAACAAUGAGAAAGACCAUGUGCCAGGACUGUUGGCUAUGGCGACAGCUUACAUGAUGCUAAAACAAACUCCCAGAGCAAGAAACCAGCUGAAACGCAUAGCUAAGAUGAACUGGACCAUUGUUGACGCCGAUGAGUUUGAGAAGAGCUGGCUGCUCCUGGCAGACAUUUACAUCCAUUCGGGGAAGUAUGACAUGGCCACAGACCUCCUCAAAAGAUGCCUCAACCAUAACAAGUCAUGCUGUAAAGCUUAUGAAUAUCUGGGAUACAUAAUGGAAAAAGAACAGGCAUUCUGUGAUGCAGCACUCCACUAUGAACUGGCCUGGAAAUAUGGAAACCGAACUAAUCCAACUAUUGGAUACAAACUUGCUUUCAACUACCUAAAAGCAAAGAGGCACGUCGAUGCUAUAGAUGUGUGUCAUAAGGUUUUGGCUGCUCAUCCAAAUUAUCCAAGAAUGAGAAAGGACAUCCUGGACAAAGCACGAGCUGCACUGAGAUCUUAGCAGGUGUCAGAGCUGCAAUGUGUGUGAAAUAUACAGUACUGCACAAAAGUCUUAGCUUUGUUGUUUUUGCAGAGUUGAAAUGGGCAUGCAUUCAUUUCUCAUUUUUAUUUCGUCAGAUACAACAGGAAAGACGCACAAAAAAUAAUAAAAUAAUGGUUAAAGUCACUCUUUGGUGUGGCCUCUGUCCCCAUGUGUGGUCAUUCUAAUUUUACUAAACCAACAAACCUAAUGUUGACUGACGAUAUUUGCACAUUACUGUAUGAAACCAGUAUGUGUGAGUUUAUUUAUUACUUAUACUGUGGAAGAGUUUAAAUCUAGAACAUGUUGGCUUUCAGGUCACCACCAUGGGCUUUUUUUUAAUCCUGUGUUGAUUUCUAUUUAAGUGUACUUUUCAUGUCAUAUAUAAAAAUAAAUUCAACACUUUUUUUU
Molecule: messenger RNA, 4559 nt
Organism: Sphaeramia orbicularis (orbiculate cardinalfish)
Lineage: Eukaryota; Metazoa; Chordata; Actinopteri; Kurtiformes; Apogonidae
Gene: ttc21b
Product: tetratricopeptide repeat domain 21B
Exons: 29
Coding region: 162-4130 (1322 amino acids)
Biological process (GO): protein localization to cilium; intraciliary retrograde transport
Cellular component (GO): intraciliary transport particle A
Molecular function (GO): protein binding
Source: RefSeq, a predicted model, not a curated record